GGGUGGGCGCUCUCCGGUUGAGGCUCCGGGGCUGGAGGAUGGCGGAGGCAGGGGGCCCGCAGUCCGCCGCAGCCCGUGCCGUGGAGGAGUCCUCGGACAGUGAACCGGAGCAGGAGCCCGGAUCCCCGCAGAAACUCAUCCGUAAAGUGUCUACCUCCGGACAGAUCCGCAGCAAGACUGUUCUGAAGGAGGGCACGUUGCUCAAACAGACAAAUUCGUUCCAGCGCUGGAAAAGACGAUACUUCAAACUGAGAGGACGCACGCUGUACUAUGCCCAGACGGCCAAGUCGAUCAUUUUUGACGAGGUGGAUCUGACCGACGCCAGCGUGGCCGAGUCCAGCACCAAGAACAUCAACAGCAGCUUUACUGUGAUCACUCCGUGCAGGCGUCUGAUUCUCUGCGCUGACAACAGGAAGGAGAUGGAGGAGUGGAUCACAGCUCUGAGGAGCGUCCAGAGCAGAGACAACUACGAGGCGUCCCAGCUCAGUGUGGACCUCUUCAGUGGGAUGCAUAACUGGUUCGCUUGUUCUCACGCUCGUCCCACCUACUGCAACGUGUGUAGAGAAGCUCUGUCUGGAGUCACCUCCCACGGGCUGUCGUGUGAAGUGUGUAAGUUCAAAGCUCACAAACGCUGUGCGGUCAGAGCCACAAAUAACUGCAAAUGGACGACUUUGGCUUCAGUCGGAAAAGACAUAAUCGAAGACGAAGACGGGGUGUGGAUGCCUCAUCAGUGGUUGGAGGGGAACCUUCCUGUUUCGGCCAAAUGCAGCGUCUGUGACAAAACCUGUGGGAGUGUCCUGAGACUACAGGACCUCAGGUGUCUGUGGUGUAAAGCUAUGGUACACUCGGGCUGUCGGGAGCAGCUGUCUCUGAAGUGUCCUCUGGGUCAGUGUAAAGUGUCUGUGAUUCCCCCCACGGCUCUGAACAGCAUCGACUCGGACGGUUUCUGGAAGGCGUCGUGCCCGCCCUCCUGCACCUCUCCGCUCCUCGUCUUCGUCAACUCCAAAAGUGGAGAUAAUCAGGGAGUCAAGUUUCUACGACGAUUCAAACAGCUCCUCAACCCGGCGCAAGUGUUCGACCUGAUGAACGGAGGACCACACCUCGGGCUGCGUCUGUUCCAAAGGUUCGACACGUUCAGGAUCCUGGUGUGUGGGGGAGACGGGAGCGUCGGCUGGGUCCUGUCCGAGAUCGACGCCCUCAUGCUACACAAGCAGUGUCAGCUGGGCGUGCUCCCUCUGGGCACGGGUAAUGACCUCGCCCGUGUGCUCGGCUGGGGCGCGGCCUGUGACGACGACGCUCAGCUGCCGCAGAUUCUGGAGAAACUUGAGCGAGCCUCCACCAAGAUGCUGGACAGGUGGAGCAUAAUGGUGUAUGAGACCAAGUUGCCGCGGCAACACUCCACGUCGACGGUGACAGAGGAGUGCAGCGACGACUCGGAGGUCCAUCAGAUCCUCACUUAUGAAGACUCAGUGGCGGCUCAUCUGUCUAAGAUCCUGACCUCAGACCAGCACUCUGUCGUCAUCUCCUCUGCAAAGGUCCUGUGUGAGACGGUCAAGGACUUUGUGGCUCGAGUGGGAAAAGCUUAUGAGAAAAACACAGAGAACUCAGAGGAGUCUGAGGCUAUGGCCAAAAAGUGCUCUGUGCUGAAGGAGAAGCUGGACUCUUUGCUCAAGACUCUGAGUGAAGAGUCUCAGGCCUCCGCCCCCCCUCAGGCCCCGCCCCCCACCAUCACAGAGGAGGUGGACGGCGUCAUCGCGGAGGAGCAGGAAGUGGGCGGCGUCCUGCUGGUGACCGUGCCCCCUCCUAACCCCGCCCCCUGCUCCCCCCCUCGCUCCAGCGCGUCGGCCAUCUUUAAACCUCGAGAACAGCUAAUGCUCCGAGCAAACAGCCUGAAGAAAGCCCUGAGACAGAUCAUCGAGCAGACGGAGAGGGCGGUGGACGAGCAGAACGCGCAGACACAGCAGGGAUUCUGCAUGGACCCACAAGAACCCGACCAGGAUCCAAACCAGGACUCGGGGCCCCGCCUCAGUCCGGUUAUAGACCAGGACUCAGGUCACCCCUUGAGUCCAGGUCUAGACCGGGACUCGGCUCUGAAGGAGGAAGAAGAAGAUGAGCUCUCUCUGCAGUCCCAGUACAGCUGCAAGAGCCCCGCCCACCGCAGAGUGAGUAAAACGCCGUGUGAGAAGCUCAUCUCUAAAGGAGGCGUGUCUCUGGGCAGCUCCGCAUCACUUCCUGUCCACACAGGAAGUAGAGAGUUCAUCCCCCUCGGCUCCAAGAUCUUGUAUCCAGGUCUCAGGGCGGGUCUCUCUGGAUCGUUGUCCUCUGGGUCUGUGAUCAGUCGUCUGUUUGUGAACACAGACCCCUUCAGCUGUGACCCAGACAACCUAGACUGUUACACUGAAAAAUGUGUCAUGAACAACUAUUUUGGAAUCGGACUCGACGCAAAGAUCUCACUGGACUUCAACAACAAGAGAGACGAGCACCCCGAGAAGUGCAGGAGCCGGACCAAGAACAUGAUGUGGUACGGAGUGUUAGGAACCAAGGAACUACUGCACAGAACCUACAGGAACCUGGAGCAGAGAGUCCUCCUGGAGUGUGACGGUCGGCCCAUCCCUCUCCCUUCGCUCCAGGGCAUCGCUGUCCUCAACAUCCAGAGCUACGCCGGAGGAACCAACUUCUGGGGAGGAACCAAAGAGGACGAGACCUUCACCGCUCCCUCGUUUGAUGAUAAAGUUCUGGAGGUGGUGGCGGUGUUUGGGACGAUGCACGUCGCUGUGUCCAGAGUCAUCAACCUGCAGCACCACCGCAUCGCCCAGUGCCGGACAGUGAAGAUCACCAUUCUGGGGGAUGAGGGGGUCCCGGUGCAGGUGGACGGAGAGGCCUGGGUCCAACCUCCAGGAUUCAUCAGGAUUCUCCACAAGAACCGGACCCAGACCCUGACCAGAGACCGGGCGUUCGAGAGCACACUGAAGUCCUGGGAGGACAAACAGCGCUCGGACUUCCCUCGACCUCAGACUCUGGCUCAGACGGAGAUCCUCUCUGAAGAAGAGGCGUCGCUCAUCAGCGAGUUCGGACAGACGGCAGGAGCGCUCAUACACAGUAUCCGUGAGGUGGCGGAGCUUCACACUCGUCUGGAGCAGGAACUCGCUCACGCCGUCAACGCCUCGUCUAAAGCCAUGGACGUGGUCUACAAGGACAGCACCAACCCAGGGGCGCUGCGUCGUUCUGUGGUGGUGCAGAUGGUCUCGAAUGUCAAAGCUCUACUCAGUGAAACAGAACUACUGCUGUCAGGAAACAUGUCCCUGCAGUUAGAGCGCCCUCACCAGGAGCAGUUGGCGUCUGCACUGGCGUCUCUCUCGUCUCAGAUCCGUCGACUUUCAGACGUCCCGUGGCUCUGCCCCGUCAUCGAGCCGACCGACUCAGAGGGCGCUCUGUCCGACUUCUCCAAAAGGGGGCGCAGCGCCAAGUUUCGCCUCGUCCCCAAGUUUAAGAAAGACAAGAACAACAAGAACAAGGAGACCAGCGCCAGCCUCGCACUGCCAGUGCACCUGUGGGGGACGGAGGAGGUGGGGGCGUGGCUGGAGGCUCUGGCUCUGUCCGAGUACAGAGACAUCUUCAGUGGACACGACGUGAGAGGAGCCGAGCUGCUGACGCUGGAGAGGAGGGACCUCAAGGAUCUGGGAGUGACCAAAGUGGGACACAUGAAGAGGAUUCUACAGGGGAUCAGAGAACUGCACCGGAGCAGCAGCGCCAGCGAAGCCUGAGUCUGUGUCUGAUGCCGUCGUUCUUUUGCUGCUAUCGAGCUCCGGCUCCUGACUCCAGCGUGACCUUUCACCUCACAGAUGACCCUGCCAUGACCCCUGACCCUUGGGUCUCUCUGCUCGGACCCACCAGUGCCUUCUGAACAGGACCAACAACAACAAACAAACAAACAAACACAAACAAACAAAUGUACACGUGUAGUGUCGGUCACAGGGUCAAACUCAGAGCAUCAGGUUUAAUCCCGCCCUGUUGUGUCUUUAUGGUUCUCAUCUCUGUGGAUCAUUCUGUUUUCAUUGACACAUUUUCACAAUAUUCAUCUAAAACUUCAUAAAAACACGUCCAGUGGAGCCGACGUCACCGUAAACGUCACAACAAAGCGCCGCUGUAGCGCCCCCUGUGGACAGACGCACAUCACAAGAAAACUGGACGUCGCAG
This is a messenger RNA of Periophthalmus magnuspinnatus, 4197 nucleotides long. Its product is annotated as diacylglycerol kinase delta-like. The transcript is spliced from 31 exons. NCBI's taxonomy places the organism in Eukaryota, Metazoa, Chordata, Actinopteri, Gobiiformes, Gobiidae. Gene Ontology annotation, biological process: intracellular signal transduction; lipid phosphorylation; diacylglycerol metabolic process. The coding region runs from base 39 to 3764 and encodes 1241 amino acids. The record is from RefSeq and is a predicted model, not a curated record. Gene Ontology annotation, molecular function: ATP-dependent diacylglycerol kinase activity; protein heterodimerization activity; protein homodimerization activity.